Molecule: messenger RNA, 6745 nt
Organism: Scomber scombrus (Atlantic mackerel)
Lineage: Eukaryota; Metazoa; Chordata; Actinopteri; Scombriformes; Scombridae
Gene: stab2
Product: stabilin 2
Exons: 60
Biological process (GO): cell adhesion
Molecular function (GO): hyaluronic acid binding
Source: RefSeq, a predicted model, not a curated record
AUGGAGACCAGUCAGCUGCUGUUUUUCUCUCUGAUGAUGACGAUGAUGAUGAAGACCUCAGCUGCUUCUCAACAGAACUUCUGCUCCAACUCGACCGUGUUGAGAACUUGGACAGCUUGUCAGUCCUGCAGCAUCAGCGCCUUCAUUUCCUGUCCGUCCGGAUUCAGACGUUCACCUGGAACCUCAACCAAGGACUGCAAAACCCAGAACACUCACUGCUAUAGAACCAGAACACUCACUGCUAUAGAACCUAGAACACUCACUGCUAUAGAACCCAGAACACUCACUGCUAUAGAACCCAGAACACUCACUGCUAUAGAACCCAGAACACUCACUGCUUUAGAACCCAGAACACUCACUGCUAUAGAACCCAGAACACUCACUGCUAUAGAACCCAGAGACUCUCAGACUAAAAUCCGUAUCCAUGGCAGCAGGAAGAAAGGUGUGAUCCUUCAGCCUGACGUGGUCGCGUCUAACGGAAUGAUUCAUAUCAUCAACAAGCUGAUGGACAGCGUCGCUCCGACUGUGGACAGCGAUACAGAGGAGAAUCUGAUGAAGAUAAUUUCAGACUAUGGAAAGUUUGACAGACUCAAGUUUUUAUUAGAAAGAGCAGGAAUGUCUUCGCUGCUCGAUCUUCCCGGUCCGAUCACGCUGUUCGCUCCCAGCAGCGCCGCGUUUGAUGCCAUGGCAACGGGACACCUGCAGUACCUGAGCAGUGCUGAAGGCUUCAACAAGCUGGUGGAGUUUCUCAGGAAUCACAUCGUCUCCUCUUCCUCGCUGGAGGUCUUUAACGCCGUGUCCAGCCCCAGAAUCAUGACGAUGGCCAAUCAGGUUCUGACCAUCAACGUGACAGAAAAUGGUCAGAUCCUGGUGAACGGAGCGGCCGUGUUGGAGGCGGCUGUGCAGGCGAAGAACGGACGUCUGUAUGUGAUGGACAGAGUUCUGACUCCGGCCUCCAUCGAACCCGUGCUGCCUCACCGCUGUGACAUCACCGAGAGCAAGAUCAUCAAGGGUCAGUGUGUCAGGUGCUCAAAGGUGCAGCUGUCUCAGUGCUCGUCUGGAGUUUACAUGGGCGUGUCCACAUUCGGCUGUAUUUACACGCUCACUUUGUCAGGUGUCAGUAUCCCGGCAACCGGCUGCUUGCCGCUCUGCAACGCCACAGUCACGACUAGAGCGUGCUGUAAAGGUUUCUUCGGCUCAGACUGCAGACUUUGUCCUGGAGGAUUUCAGACUCCGUGUUCAGGAAAUGGAAACUGCUCAGACGGGAUUGAAGGAAACGGGUCGUGUGUGUGUCGUUCCUCCUUCAGCGGUUCUCGCUGUCAGUUCUGUUCGUCUCCCAACAGAUACGGACCCAACUGUGACAGAGCAUGUGUGUGUGUUCAUGGUCAGUGUGAGAACCGUCCAGACUCUGAUGGAAGCUGUAAGUUGGACUCGUGUGUGUCGGGUUUCACCGGUCGGCUGUGUGACCGGCGGACGGCAGCGUGUGGCGUUCAGGCUCAGUUCUGUCACGCACACGCUGACUGUGACUUCAGCCAGGGAGCCGCCAGGUGUGUCUGUAAACCUGGUUACCAAGGCGACGGCAUCACCUGCGUGGAGUCGGACCCGUGUGCUCCUCCGCUGAGAGGAGGCUGCAGCGUCAACGCUAAAUGUGUAAGGACGGGUCCCGGCACUCGCUCCUGUCAGUGUCUGACCGGGUGGAAGGAAGACGGAGACGACUGUCAGCCAAUCAACAACUGCCAGGCUGCGGAUGGAGGCGGUUGCCAUGCCAACGCCUCCUGCAUCUACGUGGGACCUGGACAGAGUGAGUGCCGGUGUAAGGAGGGCUACAGAGGAAGCGGUCUGGACUGUGAGGCUGUGAAUCGAUGUGUCAGCGAGCUCGGAGGAUGUCACUACCUGGCCAGCUGUCGGCUGCUCUCCUCUCAGUGGUCGUGUGUCUGUGAUGAAGGCUAUUUGGGGAACGGACAGGUGUGUUAUGGCUCCGUGCAGCAGGAGCUGACGGCGCUGCCUGAGGCCUCAGACUUCCUCACCUGGACCACAGACUCCGGUGUGUCUCUCUCAGAGCAGAACAUCACGCUGCUCGUUCCGUCUUCAGCCGCCAUCGAUAAAAUGUCUCCAGAGGACAAAAACUUCUGGACGAUGAAAGGAAACCUGCCGAGCCUCAUCAGGAAUCACAUGAUCCAGGGUUUCUACUCGUUAUCUGACCUCAGCACCAUGACCUCUGUGACCUCACUUCUCAAGACAACACUUCCUGUUUCAACAACCAAUGAGGUCACAGCUGUCGGAGCAGCGAGCGUCAUCACGUCCAACAUCGCUGCCACCAACGGACUGCUGCAUGUUAUUGAUCAGGUUUUGGUUCCUGACAGGAAGCUGAGUGAAGGUCUGCUGGCGACGCUCGCUCUCAGACCCGACUUCUCUCUCUUCAGAUCGUUUCUCAUCGAGUACAACCUGACGGAGGAGAUCGAGCAGACCGAUGAGUUCACCGUCUUCGCUCCGACCGACGCCGCCGUCAGCUGCUUCCUGCAGGAGACAGGAGCGACCGCUCUGGAUGUGAAUACGACUCGUUACCACUUGGUGGCGUCGCAGCGCCUGCUGAAGACGGACCUGCAGCCCGGCGGAUACAAACAGACGCUGCUGGGAUUCUCCUUCCAGCUGGGCUUCUACCCUCGAGACGGGAAGCUGUUUGUGAAUGACGCUCAGAUAAACAUCUCCAACAUCCUGAGCGGUAAAGGAGUGAUUCACGGCCUGACAGCUGUGCUGCAGAUCAUCAGGAAUCGCUGCGAUGAGGCCAAGUAUCAGAAAGUUAUGGGGCCGUGUGUUGACUGUUUGUUCCCACGAAGCAAAAUCUGCCCGUCUGACACGAUUCUAGACAAAUCAGAGAAGAAGAGAAAGUGUAUGUUCAGUCGGAUGUUUGAAGAGGAGCGGCUGCUGACCAUCGGCUGCAGAGCGCCUUGCCUGAAGACCAACAUCGUUCGCAGGUGUUGUGUCGGGUUUUUCGGGGAGCACUGUGAGGCGUGUCCUGGGCCGAAGGGACGAGCCUGCUUCGGUAACGGUGUGUGUUUGGACGGAACCAACGGGACGGGAGUCUGUCAGUGCUACAAAGGCUUCAACGGGACGGCCUGCGAGACCUGCCAGAGCGGGAAAUACGGAGUCCACUGCGACCAAGACUGCGGCUGUAGAAAUGGCCGCUGUAAUGACGGGCUGCAGGGAGACGGGACCUGCGAGUGUGACGUCGGCUGGAGAGGAGUCCUGUGUGACGAAAAGGUUGAAUCCAGAGCAGAUGAGCUGUGUGGCUCAGUGACCUGUCACACCAGCGCCAACUGUGUGAUCGGAGGCGUCGGCCCACACUGUCUCUGUGCUGCUGGAUUUCAAGGAAACGGAACUUACUGUCGAGCUACAGACCCGUGUGAGUUGGAUAACGGCGGCUGCAGUCUGGACGCUGUGUGUAAGAGGACUCGACCCGGCCGUCGUGACUGCGUCUGUAAAAACGGUUUCAAUGGUGACGGACUCGUGUGUGUCGAGAUAAAUCCCUGCCUGGAAGGAAACGGCGGCUGUCACGUUAACGCAGAGUGUGUUCACGUUGGACCAAACAAAACGUCGUGCAGCUGCAGUGACGGAUUCUCAGGCGACGGACAAACCUGCAAGAUGAUCAACUUGUGUUUAAAGAAAAACGGCGGCUGUGACGUGAACGCUAAGUGUAACAUGACGAGUCCGGCGGUUCGUACCUGCAGCUGUAAGAGUAACUACGUAGGAGACGGUUUGACAUGCAGAGGCACAGUGGGCAAGGAGAUCCUGAGGCGGCACCUCAGAGACUUUUAUCUCGGGCUGAUGAUGGUGGAGAUCUCUCUGAAAGGUCGCGGCCCGUUCACCGUCUUCGCUCCAAACAACGAGGCGAUCGUCACCGACCGAAACGGAGACGGAAAGAUGAGACGUCUGAUGACAGACACACAUAAGGAGCAGUUCGCCUCCAUCAUGCGCAGCCACAUCGUCAUGUGUCACACUCUGCUUCCUGCCGACCUCAGCAGACCCAGAAACAUGACCACGCUGUCUGGACUGGUCCUCAGCACGUCCAUGUCUCCUCAGGGCAGCAUCCUCGUCAACCAGGCCACCGUCACCUACAGCGACGGCGUCAGCGUCAACGGGAUUUACCACGAGAUCAACAGGCUUCUGUUUCCUCCCGACGUCAACGGAGACAAGGUUAAACGUGUUGUUGGUCCUGAUGAUGUCUGAUCUCCACAGAUGAACCUGACCGAUGUGGCCCAACGUCACGGUUAUCACAGCUUCUACCGACUGCUGCAGGAAACGGGUGUGAUGGACCAGGUGCAUGAUGGGAUUUACCAGCCGCUGACCGUCUUCCUGCCCUCCGAUGACGUCAUGGCGUCUCUGCCUCAGGAGCAGAAGGACUUCCUGUUUCACCCACACAACCAAGCUCAGCUGCUGGAGUACCUGAAGUAUCACAUCGUGCCGGGUCAGAAGAUCUACGCUGAAGGUUUGAUCCACGCGGACUCGGCUCGUACGCUGCAGGGAUCGGCUCUGUCGUUCAGCUGCGGAGGGACGAACGCCAUCGGAGAGAUCUUUGUGAAUGAUGGCAGGUGUCGCAUCACUCAGAGACACCUGGUGUUUAAUCAGGGCAUCGCGUACGGCAUCGACUGCCUGCUGACUCCUCCCAGCCUGGGGGGGCGCUGUGACACGCAGACCAACCUGGACCUGGAGCUGGGCUGUGGACUGUGCACUUCCUCUGCUGCUCGCUGCCCCCGAGGAUCCAAACUGAAGAAGGUGGAGAGGUGCGACAUGCCCUCCAUGUUCAUCACUAAGAACUCCGGCUGUCGCAGCAUCUGCACCAUCAACUUCUGGCAUCCAAACUGUUGCCAUGGUUACCACGGCCGAGACUGCCUCGCGUGUCCGGGCGGUGCCGGCGCCCCCUGCGGUAACCAUGGUAACUGUGAUGAAGGUCGCCUUGGCAACGGCACCUGUACCUGUGACGCAGGGUUUGGGGGCGUGGCCUGCGAGCGGUGCCUGGAGGGGUUCUAUGGACCCACCUGCACAGCCUGUAACUGCUCAGGACACGGGUCAUGUGACGAUGGACUCAGAGGAACAGGUUCUUGUUUCUGUGAGAUCAGCUGGACCGGAGAACACUGUGAGACCCAGAGAGACGGACUCUCAGUCUGUUCUCCGUCCUGCUCGUCUCACGCUGUCUGUCUCCAGAACAACACCUGUGUGUGUCGACCGCGUUAUGUUGGAGACGGCUUCACCUGUACAGUGGUGGACAGGUGCCAGCUGUGGAACGGAGGAUGUGCCAGAGCAGCAAAGUGUUCUCAGAGCGGAGACACAGUGAGCUGCAGCUGUCCUAAAGGACACUCUGGAGACGGCUACACCUGUCUGCCUGUGGACCCGUGUGUUGCCGGGGACAACGGCGGUUGCCAUGAACACGCCACCUGCAGCAUGACGGCGCCGGGGAAGAGGAAGUGCUCGUGUAAAGACGACUACAUCGGAGACGGACUCACCUGUGAGGCCAAGCAGCUGCCAAUCAGCCGCUGUCUCCAAGGCAACGGACGUUGUCAUCAGGACGCCAAAUGCACAGACCUCCACUUUGAAGACGCGACGCUCGGUGUGUUUCAUCAGCGUUCAGCUAACGGUCAGUACAGACUGAACUACACUGCUGCUCAGCAGACCUGCACUGCAGAGGGAGGAACCCUGGCCUCCUACACUCAGCUGUCCUACGCUCAGCAGGGGGGGUUGAACAUGUGUGCUGCCGGCUGGUUGGACCAGGCCCGGGUUGCGUACCCCACCACCUACGCCAACCCCAACUGCGGCUUUGGACACGUAGGCAUCGUGGACUACGGCACCCGUAGAAACCUGAGUGAGACCUGGGACACGUUCUGCUACCGGAUGAAGGAGCUGAAGUGUGAGUGUAAGUCGGGUUAUGUUGGAGACGGUUUCAGCUGCACUGGAAACCUGCUGCAGGUCCUCAGAUCCACACCGACCUUCUCCAACUUCCUCACAAUCAUCCUGAACUACUCUCAAGUGUCAGAAUCAGGGAAACAGCUGAUGAAGCGUCUCACUAACCUGUCCGUCCCGUCCACGCUGUUUGUCCCUGACAACAGCGGCCUGCCUGACAACCAGACUCUGUCUCAGAGGGACAUAGAGUACCACCUGUCGGAGGGACAGGCUCUGUCUCUCAGCCAGCUGAAGAACGGCAGUCGGAUCAGAACUCGAGUCGGCAGCCUCGCCGUCCUCGGAGUGUCCAACCUGCUGGACCCGUCCUCUCUGUCGUCUCGUUACAUCAACGAUCAGUUUGUGACUGACUCAGACAUUCUGGCAUCAAACGGGAUCAUACACGUCCUGCAGGGACCGCUGAAAGCCCCGCCUCCUCGCCAGGAGCUGCAUGCGGCGCAUAAGGCGGGGAUGGGAGUGGGCGUGGUGCUGCUGGUGGUUUUGGUGGCCGGAGUCAUUUUUGUUGGAUAUCACUUCUACACCCAUAAAACCAAACCGUUCCAGUUCCACUACUUCAAAGAUGACGAGGAGGAUGAAGCUCCACCUGCAGACAGCAGUCGCAGCAUCUGUAAUCCGGUUUAUGAAGCAGCUCCAGAACCGGCUGAGUCCAGCACCUCUGAUGUCACAGAGGACAAACACGAGGUGGUGAACGGAGGAUCGUACGACCUGCUGCAGGACAGCUGAGAGUUAUUACCCUAACCCCACCCUGGGGGUUAUUACCCUAACCCCACCCUGGGGGUUAUUACCCUAACCC